Messenger RNA from Phyllostomus discolor (pale spear-nosed bat), 1664 nucleotides. Its product is annotated as dimethylaniline monooxygenase [N-oxide-forming] 1. Lineage: Eukaryota; Metazoa; Chordata; Mammalia; Chiroptera; Phyllostomidae. The coding region runs from base 267 to 1664 and encodes 465 amino acids. The record is from RefSeq and is a predicted model, not a curated record. Gene Ontology annotation, molecular function: NADP binding; flavin adenine dinucleotide binding; N,N-dimethylaniline monooxygenase activity. The transcript is spliced from 9 exons.
GGUUGCAAUUGUGGGGGCUGGGGUCAGUGGCCUGGCCUCCAUCAAGUGCUGCCUGGAGGAAGGCCUGGAGCCCACCUGCUUCGAGAGGAGUGAUGACCUUGGGGGGCUGUGGAGAUUCACAUUUAAAGUGCCUCUCCACCACAUUCCUGUUGUGCAGGACCACUUAAAGCCUUGUUUCUCAAACCACGGUCCAUGGACCAGCAGAACAUGUCGAAGAAGGCAGAGCCAGCCUCUACAAGUCCGUGGUUUCCAACAGCUGCAAGGAGAUGUCCUGUUACUCAGACUUUCCAUUCCCAGAAGAUUAUCCAAACUAUGUGCCUAAUGCCCAGUUCCUGGAAUAUCUCAAAAUGUAUGCAAACCACUUCAACCUUCUGAAAUGCAUUCAAUUCAAGACUAAAGUGUGCAGUGUAACUAAGCGCCCAGAUUUCACUGUCACCGGACAAUGGGAUGUGGUUACCCUGCGUGAAGGGAGGCAAGAGUCCACUGUCUUUGAUGCUGUCAUGGUCUGUACUGGUUUGCUUACUCACCCAAAUUUGCCACUGGACUCCUUUCCAGGUAUAAAUACAUUCAAAGGCCAAUACUUUCAUAGCCGACAGUAUAAACAUCCAGACAUAUUUAAGGACAAGAGAGUUCUUGUGAUUGGAGCAGGAAAUUCUGGCGCAGACAUAGCUGUGGAGGCCAGCCAUGUGGCAAAAAAGGUGUUCCUCAGCACCACGGGAGGCGCAUGGGUGAUCAGCCGCGUCUGUGACUCGGGGUUGCCCUGGGACAUGGUGUUCACCACUCGAUUUCAGAGCAUGUUCAGAAAUUCCCUCCCAACAGCAGUUGUGACUUGGUGGAUGGCAAGAAAGAUGAACAGCUGGUUCAAUCAUGCAAAUUACGGCUUAGUCCUGAAAGACAGGACACAGCUGAAAGAGUACGUGAUAAAUGACGAGCUCCCAGGCCGCAUCAUCACUGGGAGAGUGCUCAUCAAGCCAAGUGUGAAGGAGGUGAAGGAAGACUCAGUCAUAUUUAGCGGCCCCCCAGAGGAACAGCCCAUCGACAUCAUUGUCUUCGCCACUGGAUACACCUUUGCUUUUCCCUUCCUCGAUGAAACCGUGGUGAAAGUCGAAAAUGACCAGGCAUCGCUGUACAAGUACAUCUUCCCGGCACAUCUGGAAAAGCCAACCCUGGCUGUCAUUGGCCUCAUCGGCUCCUUAGGCUCCAUGAUACCCACAGGGGAAACGCAAGCUCGAUGGGCUGUUCGGGUCCUGAAAGGUGUGAAUAACUUACCACCUCGAAGUGUCAUGAGAGAAGAAGUUAAUGCAAGGAAAGAGAACAAGCCCACUGGGUUUGGCUUGCGCUACUCCAAAGCUUUACAGUCAGAUUACAUCCCAUACAUAGACGAGCUUCUGACUUAUAUCGAUGCCAAACCCAACCUGUUCUCUCUGCUCCUGACGGAUCCACGCCUGGCUCUGGCCGUCUUCUUUGGUCCGUGCACACCGUACCAGUUCCGCCUGACUGGCCCAGGAAAAUGGAAAGGAGCCAGAAAUGCCAUCUUGACCCAGUGGGACCGAACCAUCAAGGCCACCAAAACUCGCACUGUACAUGAAUCCCCAUUUCCCUUUGCGAGCUUACUCACUGUCUUUCUGGUUUUACUUGUGGCCAUUUUCCUGUUUUGCCUGUAA